UAAACAAAUUAAAGCAUGGCUAACAGUGAUCGUGCCACAGAAUCCUUAAAGGAAUAUCUCACAGAUCUGGUGGUGCCACAUCAUCGCUGCAAUGUGAACAUCAUAAGCGAUCACAUAACCAUGCUACAUGGAAACAAAAGCAAAAAGCAGCUUAGCCGCAAAAAGCGCGCCCACAAAUCCGCAACAUUAACCCGUAAGGAGUACGCCGCACUGGGUUUAAAUACGCUGCCCACACGCCAAAUGCGUUACGAACAGGCGCUGCCCUUGCAUAAACUCUGGCGUGGCUAUAUACGUGAGCACCUGGAGCUGCAGCCGGGAGACCAAGUGCCACAGUUGCAUGAACAAAGAUAUGAGGAAUUUAGUCGUCAGCUGGUCAAAAUUGAUUUACAUGGUGCCAAGCUGCGUGUACUGCAAUCCAAGUGCCCUACACUUAUAGGACUUGCUGGCAUUUGCGUCAUGGACACAAAGAAUGUGCUGAAGCUGCUGGGCGAGGAUCAUCGCAUACGCACAGUGCCCAAGAGUGAGUGUGUCUUUAGUAUGCACGUUGGCAACAUGGAGUUUACAAUAUUCGGGCAGCAUCUCAACAUGCGUCCAGCAGAGCGAAGUGUGAAGAAAAUUAAAAGCUUUGUCGAGCCUUUUAUGUAGUUUCAAAAUGAAUAUGUAAAUUUAGAUUUAAAGCCCCCUAUGCAGGGCCACGUUUAUUAUAAAUAAGUGAAGGUUAUA
Molecule: messenger RNA, 723 nt
Organism: Drosophila busckii
Lineage: Eukaryota; Metazoa; Arthropoda; Insecta; Diptera; Drosophilidae
Gene: Pop4
Product: ribonuclease P protein subunit p29
Exons: 1
Coding region: 16-645 (209 amino acids)
Biological process (GO): tRNA 5'-leader removal; rRNA processing
Cellular component (GO): ribonuclease P complex; ribonuclease MRP complex
Molecular function (GO): ribonuclease P RNA binding
Source: RefSeq, a predicted model, not a curated record